AUACAAAUUCGAAAUUUCAUUGAGGAACACACGUUAUUAUUAUCAAACCAAUUUAGUUGUUAGCUUCUUAUAAUAGCGUUCAAAUUUCAAUUUUGAGAAUAUGUGCAUAGUAGAAGUGAUUUCGAGGAAAUUUCAAAUUUCAUGAUAAUUUCCGAUUUCCUAUAUUUUCGUACACAUGUCCUUUACUCUGCUUGUUGGUCAACACAGAUAUACUUUGUCUUUGUUUAUAGGUUUUAAUCUAGUCGACAUGGUUCGAAAUGACGAAAAUGAAGAAGCCACUCUCCUUAAUCGUACAAAUGGAGGCGGGCCCACAAUUGCACCAAAUGGAUCGAAUAUCGAACGGGCACCAUUCUUGGCCAAACCAGUGCGCCUCACGCCUGCUUGGGAAGCGAAUAAUUUACCGAACGACGAACUUAAUUUUAAAGGGAUGACAAUGGAACGGGCUAGAAUGGAAAUAAAUCCACCAUAUGAUAGGUAUAGAUUGAUAUUUUUUACAUUAUUACUGCAUGGAGUGGGUACGUUAACGCCAUGGAAUAUGUUUAUAACUGCGAAAGAGUAUUUUGUUAAAUAUAAAUUGGGUGAAGAAUAUACGGGCGAAAGUAGUGAGUACAGUAACAACUUCCUUCCGUACAUUGCACUGGCAUCUCAAAUACCAAAUGUUUUCUUCAAUUGGAUUAAUAUAUUCGUAAAUUUAGGAGGAAAUUUAACGCCUCGCAUUGUGUUGAGUAUUUUAGUGGAAGUUUUCGUUUUCAUUGUGACUGUUGCCCUUGCGAUGGCUGAUUCGUCGGACUGGCCCGGAGCAUUUUUCUGGAUUACAAUCGGUUUGGUGGUUGUGUUAAAUAUUGCCGGAGGAAUUUAUCAAAAUUCAGUGUAUGGAAUGGCGGCCAAAUUACCGUUCAAAUAUACGGGCGCUGUAGUACUUGGUUCGAACAUUAGUGGUACAUUAACAUCGAUCAUUUCGAUUGCCAGCACAUAUUUUUCCUCCUCGGUGCGAACAGCUGCCAUUUAUUAUUUCAUAGCAGCAAUGUUUGUGCUGCUGGCUUGUUUCGACACAUAUUUUGCCUUACCUCUGAACAAAUUUUAUCGUUACCAUGAAAUGUUGCACAGCAAAGAGUUGGAAAAAUCGAAAAUUGUCAGUGGCAGAACUACUUCCCGUCCACCAUAUUGGACGAUAUUCAAGCAAGCGUUUCCGCAACUCUUUAACGUAUUUUUCGUUUUCUUCGUAACAUUAUCCAUUUUCCCGUCGGUUCAUUCAGAUGUUCAACAGUCUGAUCCAAAUUUCAUAGUGCCGAAAGAUUUGUAUCUGAACGUUCUAUGUUUCCUAACGUUCAAUCUGUGUGCUAUGAUUGGUAGUUUAUUGACAUCUUGGAUGCAAUGGCCCAAAAAGGAGUACUUAUGCAUCCCAGUGUUUUUACGUGUGGUCUUUAUUCCACUGUUUCUGUUUUGUAACUAUAAACCGGCCGGUGUGACACGUAUCAUGCCGAUAUACAUAGUGAAUGAUUGGAUUUACUGGGCCAUCGCCGUGCUCAUGGGCAUCAGUUCGGGUUACUUAAGUUCACUGGGAAUGAUGUACGCACCACAAACGGUAAAGCCACAACAUGCCGUUACCGCAGGUAUGUUUGCGGCAGCUAUGUUAAUUACAGGUAUCUUCUCCGGCAUUACGUUUUCGUUGGUAUUUCCGAAAAUUGUUUCGAAUUUAUCUUGGUAAUAAUUUUAGUAGAACACUUUUUAUGUAGGUAGUAUGUUGAUCAUACGAAGUUUUUUCUUUAAUACAAUCACUGACUGCAAACUAAUUCCGGUAUAAGAUUGUUAAAACAACAUUUUUUAAAGUUUGAAUUUUAGUUUUUUUUACAGUAAAUAAAAUGAAAAAUUAUUGAAUCUGUUUUUCACGCGACAGAUAAUUUAAAGUGAAAGAAAAUAAUUGAAGGAGAAAAUCUACUAUUUCAAAUAAUCAACUCCAUUUACAAUAAACAAUCAUAUCUAUUCAGGCGAAUAAUUGAUAAAUUAAUAAUAAUGAAUAUAA
Messenger RNA from Bradysia coprophila, 2023 nucleotides. RefSeq names its product Equilibrative nucleoside transporter 2 (gene Ent2). Lineage: Eukaryota; Metazoa; Arthropoda; Insecta; Diptera; Sciaridae. Gene Ontology annotation, molecular function: nucleoside transmembrane transporter activity. Gene Ontology annotation, biological process: nucleoside transmembrane transport. The record is from RefSeq and is a predicted model, not a curated record. Gene Ontology annotation, cellular component: plasma membrane.